This is a messenger RNA of Fusarium graminearum PH-1, 750 nucleotides long. RefSeq lists its product as uncharacterized. The record is from RefSeq and is a predicted model, not a curated record. The transcript is spliced from 3 exons. NCBI's taxonomy places the organism in Eukaryota, Fungi, Ascomycota, Sordariomycetes, Hypocreales, Nectriaceae. Bases 1 to 750 code for a protein of 249 amino acids. Gene Ontology annotation, cellular component: cytoplasm. Gene Ontology annotation, molecular function: gamma-glutamylcyclotransferase activity; glutathione specific gamma-glutamylcyclotransferase activity. Gene Ontology annotation, biological process: glutathione catabolic process.
AUGACCAACCAAGACUCAUCAGAGCCCUCUGAGUUCUGGCUAUACGGAUACGGGAGCUUGAUAUGGAAGCCUCCGCCACAUUUUGGUAAGCACCCCAAGCCCUUAUUCAACGGCCCUUCCACUGACGUUUCUCUCAUUUCUCAGAUCAGAGAAUCCCUGGAUGGGUCGACGGUUAUGUCCGUCGUUUCUGGCAGUGAAGAUCACCGAGGCACCCCAGAAGCUCCAGGUCGUGUUGUAACUCUCAUUGAGAGAUCCUACUGGGAACAGCUGACCGAUCAUCACGACUCUGCCCCAGAGCGAGUAUGGGGCGUUGCUUACCGCAUCAUCCCUGAGAAGGUCGCUGAAGUUAAGGAAUACCUUGAUAUUCGUGAGAUCAAUGGAUACACAAUCCACUACGCUCCGUUCCAACCUGCUGAUGGUUCACCUCCCAUCCGUACCCUGGUAUACAUCGGAACCCCAGAUAAUGAGCAGUUUGUCGGUCCCCAAGACCCCCAGAAGCUUGCUGAACACAUCUUCCGCAGUCAAGGACCCAGUGGUCUGAACAAGGACUACCUUUUGAGUCUCGACACGGCUCUUAGCGAGCUUGCCCCUGAUAGCGGUGAUGUUCAUAUUCAUGAUCUCGCCCGCCGUGUUAGAGAACUUGAGAGCAACCGCGCAGAUGAGAAUAAGGUCACCAGCUCACUGCUCUCCGCCCAUAAGCAGAAGCACAGUACCGAGGAGGCAGAGGAAAUCGAGGAGCCACACCAUUAA